This is a messenger RNA of Episyrphus balteatus (marmalade hoverfly), 686 nucleotides long. Its product is annotated as epsin-2-like. Lineage: Eukaryota; Metazoa; Arthropoda; Insecta; Diptera; Syrphidae. The record is from RefSeq and is a predicted model, not a curated record. The transcript is spliced from 3 exons. The coding region runs from base 275 to 655 and encodes 126 amino acids.
GUGUCGCCCAUGAUGAACAGUUUAUCUCUUUUAUUCUUAUUCUUUUUUAUUUGUUUCUUUUGAUGUAAUUUGUGAAAAUAAAUUAACCCAAACGCAACAAAGAAUGAAAUUAAAAAAAAAUUGAAAAAAAAGAAGAAGCAUCGGUGGAAAGACAACUCCGUAAAAAAAAAGAGUGAAGCUGAUAUAAUUCAUAUCAUGGAUUCCAUUCAAUAUUUACUAUAGAUAAGAAGAGACCUGUUGCACCAGAUCGUGAAUACCCCUAUUGGUUAAUUUAAUGAAAGAUGACGAACGACUGAAAAACGAACGCAUCAAAGCGCUCAAAGCAAAAGAACGUUUCUCUCAAAAUGCCAGUGGCUUUGGCAGUGAUGGUUACCCAGAUGGGCCAGUCAAUCGAGAAAAUCAACCAGCCGAUUGGCAAGAAGAACCAAAGCCUGUGUCUGAUUUGGAAUUUGUACGUCCACAGACAGCUGGCGAGGAAGAAUUACAAUUGCAACUGGCAAUGUUAAUGUCAAGGGAAGAGGCCGAACAAGAGGAAGGCAAACGUCGCAGUGAUGAUGUGCGUUUGCAAUUUGCAUUGAGUCAAAGUGAAAAUGAUUUUAAAGUUAAACCAGACCAGAACCCAAGGGUAGUGAACCGCAACAGAGCCAUUUGCUGAAUUUGUUGGAUAGCAACAAGUCUAUCGAGCA